Messenger RNA from Acytostelium subglobosum LB1, 1944 nucleotides. RefSeq lists its product as hypothetical. The transcript has 2 exons. Bases 1 to 1944 code for a protein of 647 amino acids. Lineage: Eukaryota; Evosea; Eumycetozoa; Acytosteliales; Acytosteliaceae. Gene Ontology annotation, biological process: symbiont-mediated killing of host cell. Gene Ontology annotation, molecular function: toxin activity. The record is from RefSeq and is a predicted model, not a curated record.
AUGUUUAAACAAAUAAGUAUAUUGUUGUUGUUAGUUAUCUUGCUUGUCAAUGUUGACCCCAUAAUUUGUGCAAGAAACAAGAGAGAUUGGCUCAGAGAGAAUGAUGCCUUUGUUAGAGGUAUCAAGUUACCUUUGGACAAAUAUAUAUUCCCAGAGUUUAAAGACUUGGGACCAUCGUUCUUUGAACAUGUCAAUCAUGUGAUCAAUGCUAUCUACACAAAUGGCAUUGGUGCGUCAAUGGCCUCGUCAAGAUUCAUCACCUCAAUCUGGGACUAUGUCGCCGAUCAAGAGAACCCGUACACCACCGGCGUCGUCGGUGUCACUGGCGACUACAUUGCUCUGUUACGCGCCUACGUCAAUCCCCAAUCAAUCCUUUACAACGUCAGCGCAACCGAAGAUAAUCGUAUCAAAACAUUGAGCUACCAGAUGAUCCACACCGCAGCACUCGAGUACACCACCAACCUCAAUGAGUUCAACAACAACAUCACCGAUCCUCAGCGUGGCAUCGACUUGAGACAAUCCAUCGUCACCCUAGCCACUACCCUACAGGAGCUGCUUGCCAUUGAUGGGGAGUUCCGCACCUUGCCUCUCGAGCAGUUGACCAUCUUCUCGUUGGCUGCUACAUCACAAGUACUGCUCCUGACCGACAUUGCAAGAUGGGGCACCCGCUGGGGUAUCUCAGGGGACGAUAUGACUGCCUACAACACUCUCUAUCACGAAUCGAUUGUUGAGUACACACUGUACGCCAAGGAUGUGUUUGACGCGACCAACGACCCCAUCGCUGCACUCACCAACAUUGAUGGAUCUGGCCGCUUUGACAACUUCCAAGAGCUGCGCCGUGUCAUCAUUCCCCAAGUGUCUGACUUUGUGGCUAUGUGGUACAACCUCGACCCCAAGAUCGCCAUUGACCGAGGCUUCCAUGCCGAGAGAAUAAGAUAUCUGUUCUCGAGCACCAUUGGCUACAGCGUUGACCAAUCAAUGAUCAACUCAGUUGAUAUCAUGGACUACAUGAGCCCAUCGUUCGAACGUCUGCAAGAGAUGUGGUGGGCACUGGAGCAAGAGGACUACAAGGGCGACCUGACCAGUGUCAACUUCCUACUCAAGGAGAAUGACUUUAUCUACACUGCUCAGCCUGUAUACACGACAAGUCGUCCAAUUACGGGCACCAGCCUUCGCAUGGGCGCAGAGGUUGGCUCGACCAUAAUCGACCAAGGUCAAUCAUCAAUCUUCGAGUGGCGAUUCCCUCCCACAUCCAGUCCACAGAACGUCAGCUACCAGUAUGAUCAUCACCCACGCAAACUCACUCUCUCAGGCAGCGUGGGCCUUGUCCUGGACGGAGGAUGUGCCACAACCGACGACUAUUGUCAUGGCUUCUAUGGAUUGGUCGGCCAGCGUAACAUGGACGACAUUGCAGCACCUGGCCACAAGAUUGGAACUGUCUUUGGCUGGGGUGUCAAUGAGAGGACCACUCUGCUCCCUGCCCUCGAUGCCCUUUCAAUUGGACUUUUGCCAGCCAAUGUGUUCCCCAACAACUUGGUAUUGAAGGACACAACAACCGUGAUCGACGCUCAGAAGUACCAGUCCGUCAGUGGUGGUACAUACUUUGAGCCAGAGUUCUACGGACCUGGUUACCACGUGAUGUUCAUUCCAGUUGGAGGCUCGAUCACCUACCAAUUCGAGUUGAACAAUAUAGUUGACCAAUCAUUCGACCUCUACCUGCGUGUCUCUACCGGAUCCAAGGUUCCCCUCAGUAUCAAGGUAUCUCAGAACACUGUUGACGUUGCCACAUUCACCUUGCCCUACUUCAACAAGAACUCCAUCGUUGACACAACACCUGACUUUGACAUGGUAUUGUCCUCGACCAACGCGACCAACAACAUAUUCACCUUCACAGCUCUCGGUUCAAUUGUUCGUUUGACAUCUGUCAUCUUGGUUCCAAAGUAA